Mya arenaria is the source of this 7316-nucleotide messenger RNA. RefSeq names its product tax1-binding protein 3 homolog. NCBI's taxonomy places the organism in Eukaryota, Metazoa, Mollusca, Bivalvia, Myida, Myidae. The transcript has 4 exons. Gene Ontology annotation, molecular function: protein binding. Bases 12 to 467 code for a protein of 151 amino acids. The record is from RefSeq and is a predicted model, not a curated record.
GAGCUGCAAACAUGGCCGGACACAACGCUGGCGAUCCGCUGGAGUGUUUUAGUAUUCCAAUUGUUCUACACAAAGACUUGGACCGUGAUGAUGCAGGCAAUCCUAUGAUAGGCCCUGAUGGUAAACAGCGAUACAGAUGUGGCUUCCGUAUUGGUGGUGGUAUUGACCAGGAUAACUCCAAAUCACCUCAAGGGUACCCGGAUAAGGGAGUGUAUGUGACCUACAUUCAUGACAGUGGACCAGCUGCGAGAUGUGGACUCCAGGUUCAUGACAAGUUAUUACAGGUGAAUGGACAUGACUUUACUGUAGUGACGCACAAAAAGGCAGUUGAAUACAUUCAACGAAAACCUGUGUUAAAUAUGCUGGUGUAUCGCCGGGGCGUUCCAGAUCUUCAGAGGCAAGAUGGACAACAGACACAAUUCCAGUCAUAUUCCCAGCAAGCACAAGAAUAUCCUAUUCAUGGAUAAUAUAAAACAUAAGUAUCGAUCAGAAAAAGUAAAAAGUCAGCCAGAAGGACAGCAGGCAUUGAAAUAAAUUUUCCGAAAUAGCAAGAUGGAAUUUGAACACUACUUUUUAUUUUGUAUUUUUAUUCAUUUUUUAGCAAAAUGACCUGUGUUAAAUUUAGAUAUUGAACGAGCCCAACAAACACUUUACUAUUGCAGGGCUUUGGGGCUUGUGCCAAUUAUAGCUUUUGCAAAAUUUAAAUGCAAUGUACUAAGACUGUAUUAUGGUGUUGAAAUAUAACAUGAAGAAAAUAAAUAAUUGUAACGUUCAAAUGUGUUUUUGCAUUACUCAUAUGUACAAUUUAUGUAAAGUUUGCAUUUUUAUGUAGAUAAGAACAGUUUUUCAAAUUGUUAAAUUUGACAGUGUUUUGAUAUAUUUAAAUGAUUUGUUAGAUUUAUAUGAAGUACGCAUUUUCAUGAUAUCAUAUAUUUAUGUUGGUGCUUUUGCCUUUGACAUGCAUAUCUUUUAUAUUUAGGCCACACCAAAUUUAUAUUUUCUCAGACAGAUUUACUGUAUCUAUUCUUUUUUGAAAUUGCUUUUUUUAAGCAAUCAAUUUUUUUUCAACCCCAAAAUAAAAAAAGACCAAAAUUUUUGUAAGUCAUCUUGUUGGGCCUUGUAGCAUGAAAUAAAACAAAAACAUUAUUAUAUGUCUCUGACAUCAGCUGGAAAACUGAAAUAGAUAUCAGAAACUCAAUAAUGUUUUUUAUGCCAAGUCGCGCAAUAUUAUUUUUAUUUUGAUAAUUUUUUAAAAGAUUUCCUGACUAUGGAAAGAAAUGAGCAUUAGACAGCGAAUUGUGGACAUAUUAAACCUUAUAACAAACAUUCACAUCAAAAAUGAUACUCCCAAACAUAAUAUUAGUCUGGAAGUAUUGAUGUAAUUCAAUCGAAAUAAAAAAAUAUAUAUUUUUGGUCAUUUCUUCAAUAUAUAAAAUUAAUAGUAAUUGUUGAGCAAUUUCUUUUCAAAUGAUUCAAAAAUUAUAUUGGGUCUUGCGGUAUCAGAUGUAAACAUUAUAAUAUCCAGUCAUUUAAUGGACCUUCCACGUAAAAAGGUAAAGGAUGCUCGGUAAAAGGUUUUCUUGUAAAAAACAUCCAACAGCAAAAGUUACUGUAAAGGUGAUUUACAUUCCUUUAUAUGUCAAAUGUAUUUAUCAUUGUAUCAAAAACUAACGAUUAUUCCUUUUACCACAUUUCCUAUGUUUACCACACAUCCUAUUUUUGUCGUGGUUUAAAUACGUAGUUGUACCAAGGUAUGAAUGACGCUAUACUUGUAUAACUGUAUACGUCAAUAACAUCUAUUUUUAAAUGUUUUAUCUGUUAGCAGUUAUAUAAACACCGUGUCUACCUGGCUCAUGGGAAGGGAAGCAUAUAACAUUUUUAACCUGAGGCAUUUACUUAAAAUUACACCUAGAAAGAGGAGUCAAGUCAUAAAUAUUCAGGAUUAAUAUUGUAGAUGAUAAAUUUUGUAGGAAGAAAAAUAUUUCCCCGGCCCCUGUUAUUAAACAAAAUUGAAUAAUUUCAUUUUUUUCAUUCGCUUACUCCAUUAUUCUUUUCUCAGCCAAAAUCUGUUUGAAAAAAACAUAUAAUUGGUGUGGCCCUAUGUUGUUUACAAAUGUUUUUGUUACCAUAUUUACAUUGCAUCAAUGAUCAGUUAUAACUGACUGAGGAUAUACUUUAUAUUGUUGUAAUAUAAUUGGUUUCACGUUUUUGAGACAAAAAUUGUAGGUUUUUAUAAGGGUUUAAAAUUAUGUCUAUUUUUAGUUAUUUUACAGUAGAAAUCAUGAAAACUUUAAUAACAUUAAAAAAAGAUUUGAUAUUGAAAUAUUUUUGCCUAUAAGGGCCCUUGCACAAUAUUUGUUACACUUGAUAAAUGCAAGCAUUUUUUAAUGCAAUAUUAUAUUUAACUCAUUUGACCUAAGUGAUAAAAAUAUAAAAAGCAUAUUUUGGCGUUUUUUAACAGAGGAAUUGUGGCCACAUCGUUUUUUGAUUUAAACCUCAUUUAUAGAGGCUAAUAUUUUUUAACUGGACACAAAUCAUAUUUUGUUUCUGUGUUGUGAUCAUUAGCGUCAAAUGACUUAAACAUAACGUUUAUCAAAAUUAAAAAAUAAUUUAUUUUUUUGCAUCAAUCAAAUGUAAGAGCUGAAAUGAGAAUGCUUUGAUAUUGUUUUAAAAAGCCUUGAAGAAAUUACUUGUUUUGUGAUGGGUGUAUAAAAUUGUUAGCUAAAUAAUCUUAUUUUUUUUAUCAUCAUCGUACAUGUAUAUAGUAUCGCUAUGGUUGUGUAGACAUUUUAGUGCAAUAACGGGUUCAGUAAAAGGCUAUAAACAGGUGCAUGUAAUAUCUUCUAUAUUUUCUGAAACAGUAAUAAAUAUGUCUUCACAUUUUCGAAUGAUUUUGAUUCUGUUAAAUUUUAAAAAAAUAUCUGGUAUACAAUUUAUUUUUGUCUUUUUGAACAGUUUUUUUUUAUUUUUCAAAUAAUUGCUUGAGUAUAACAGGGAUUAUUUUGUCUUACUUUAGUCAUUGUUUAUAGGUUUCAUUGCCAUUUUGAACAAACAUCAAUUUUUGAAAUACUAUUUACGGGGCACAUUGUAUUGUUUCGAAAUUAUUGUUACUUUUUCAUAACCAUUUUGAACAUAAUAUAACACUUAGUUAUGAAAGAAUGUGUUGGGGCACAAUGUUAUUGUUCUGUAUAAAAUUUCUAUAUAUCUGCACAAUGAGGCUUUCAGCCAUGGGACCACAAGGGAGUUGUCUCCCUUUGCCAAUGUUAUGACUUACUUUUCUGCUUGAACAGAAAGUUAAUUCUUAAAAUACCAAUGUUGGAGCAAAAGAUAUUGUUGGGAAAUUGUUCUCACCUUUUCAACACAAUUUUAAACAAAUGUCAACUUAUAAAAUAAUGUUUUUAGGCAAUAAGUUAUUGACUUGGUUGAAAUUUCUAUACAUAUGCAAAAUCAUUUUAUUCCCCAUUUUAAGUCAACUCAUGCAAUGAUAGUUUUCGGGCACAAAGUUUUAGUUCUUUUUAAAAUUAUACAUAUCAUGCUUUCAUUCACUUAAGUGCUUUGAGUCUACAUUUCCAUUGCAAUUUUAAACAAAAGUCAACUUUAAAAAUAAUAAUUUUGGAACAUAAUGUAUUGUUUUCUAUAUCAGUAAAAUCAUGCUUUGAGCAGUUUCAGCAGUCAAUGGGACUGUAAUUGAGUUGUCUCCCUUCACCAAAGCUGUGAUUGGAACACUUUGAUCUAGCCAUAUUUAAGAGAGAUUCUUGUAUCUUGUAUCUUUUGAUUGGAACACUUUUUGAUGCAGCUCUAUAACUGACUUUUCUUUACAAAAUAUAAUUUUUAAAUUCCAAUUUUGGGGCACGGUAUAUUGUUUUUAAAUUGUCUUUACUUGUUAAACACAAUUUUGAACAAAUAUCAACUUAUGAAAUAAUAGUUUUUGGGCUCAAAAUUAUUGUAAUGUUUUAAAUUUAGAUAUAUAUGUGCAGAAUCAUGCUUUCAUGCACUAACAUUCUUUGGGUUAACACUUUCAUCCUCAUUUUGAGCAACAGUCAACAUUUAAGUAGUAAUUUUAGGGGACCAUAAUUAUGUGAGUUAUUUCCCUCACCAUUGUUGUGAUUGGAAUACUUAUAAGAUUUGCCCUAAUAUCUCAACCAAUCUUAAUUCUCAUAUAAUAGAAUUUAGCCCAAUACAUUUUUUUUUUAUGUUUUUGUGUUUGAAUAAAUUGUAAGAUAUUCCCAUUUUUAGUCUUUUUAAGAAUUUUGAGUGUUUGAAUGGAAAUUACCUUUACAAUUAUCACCAUAAACUAUUUUUAUUUGGUAAAAUUAAGUUUGUUAGUAAUUUGGUUAAGUUUAAAAAAAGAUAUUUGAGAGUGAAAUGCUGAAGAUUUUUCAAGAUAUUGGGGGCUUGUAAGUUAACUUCUUGACAUAUGUAGUAUUUGACAAACUUUCAUACCUUUUAUGGGGCAGGUAGCCCUCUGAUGUCAACCAUAAUUGUUGUUUUCCUGUUUGGUUGUGAAUCUUUUUUUUUUUGCCAGUAUAAAAGUUUAAAAAAAAGUCUGGGAAAUGAAAAUAAAUCAUAAAGUUGCUUUUUUUUUAUGUCCCUUUUGUACGUUAUGACUAAAAUUCUUUAAUGAAAUGCAGACUAGGGGAUCUAUUCAUAUAGCAUCACAUUUAAGAUAUUCGUUGUUAAUUUUUUUUCAUUUAGUUGAAAAUGUUCAAAAGAAAGUCCCUGGCUGUAUUUCAACAUAUAGGUAGUAUUGUUUGCAAUUUGGUAUCGUCCAACAUUGCUCUAUAAUUAUUGCCGGAAAAUUUAUCUGCUUAGUGCCAUUCUUAGUUACUUUGUUUAGAUUGUCUUUUACACUGCCACUUAACUAUUCACUAGCUUUCUAUGCUUUAAAUAUAUUGUCACGUAAAUAGGUGAUCAAUAAAAACUUGUUUGUUUGUUGUGGCCUGAUAUGCCCCAACUCUUAUUCGUUAUUGUCUUAUAUUUAGCAAGUCUGUUUUUAAGCAAGAGCUUUGCGUGAGGUCCAUCUAUAAACAGUUGCUUGUGAACACAACACAAUCUUUAGUUUUGAUUAUAUCUCAAUCAUACUCCUACAGUUGUAAGAUAUCCAUGAGAGCUCCGUUCCUUUCUGCAACAACCCAGAUCUGUAUAUGCAUGACUAUAUUAUCGCCCUUGUAAUGCUGCAGCCCUAGCAAAAGUAUUCUUCAAUAGACAACAUUGUAAAGAAAGCUGUCUAUUAUUGUAGGAUUUCUCCCUCUUUGUAAAAUAUGGUUCACUGACUGCUUCCCUUUGAAUGGAAUAAAAUAAGUCAUGCCAGUAGAGCAUAGGUCUUCGUGGGCCUCUUGUUUAUAAGAAAUAAUGUCAGGCAUUGAUUUUGUUAGCUUAAUUGUCAAGGUUAUUGAUGUACAUUUUUUUAAAAGCCUUUGCCAUCAAUCAAAACAUUAAAAUGAAACUUGGUACACAUGUUUUUAGAGACAACACAUACAUGUUAAGCAAGACCCAUAACUCUGUUGUUUUUGCUGGUAACAAUUAAAUCAUCAUUCAAGAUACUGACACACUGAAAUAUGUUUGGGAAAGGCCACUAUAAACAAGCAAUCUUUUUAGAGAUGGCCUUAUUUCCUGGUUUUCUUGCAUUCUUUAAUGGUAUUUUAUAUUUAUUAUGUCGCAUACUUUCUUUAUUGCCACAGAUAAAAAAGACAGACUUAAGCGUUAGAAUGCAAGUGCUUCAGAAGAGCUGUAUAGAUGUGUUUUUUCACCUUCUCUUUUUUAAGUUUGUUUUAUUUGUGUUCCAAGAAAAAGUUAAGAAAGUAUAACCAUAGCUCUUUUGUCGGCAGCGAUGGUUGAUUCUCUCAAGAACUUCAACAUUUCGCAACUACUAAAAAACAUUCAAUAAAUUUGUAUGAAAAUUGGUGCUUAUUAUACAAUGGCAUUAUAUGUUUGUGGAAUAUGACCCCAUGGGUCUAGCUUGUGUUAUGUUUAUGAUGGUUGGAUGGAUUCUAUGAGAGCUUGGCUCCUUUUUUAAGCCAGCCAGAUCACCCUGGGCAUCAUGGCUCUUGAAAUUAUCAAAAUUGCUUUUGUUGCCAAGUAAAAAAAAAUACAGUCCAAGGGAGACAACCUGUAUUCAGUUAAAAACAAAACGAUGAAUAAAAGAACAGAGAUGAAAAGUACAGUUAAAGAGAAACAACCUGUACUGACUGUGUGCAGUUGGUUUUCUCCCUUGCCUUUGUGAACUAACAGUAUGUUGCCUAUUACCCAUACAUACAUGCUCUGUAUUGAAAAUGACCGCAAGAGUCAUGCCAGUAGAGCAUGUUUAUGUAAUAUGAUUGGAAUCGGCAAGUAAAAUUAUGCACAAUUGUAAUCACCUGCAGCCAAUUGUAUAAAACUUGGUUAAGUUGUCCACAGGUUAUAAUUUGGUUAGUUUGUACAAUUAAAUGAUUUGAUUGAUUGAAAUUACAUCUUGGACAAGUAUUGACCAAUCAUAAAUAAAUUCGGCUUACUUUGACUACCCACUUUUAUACAAUUGGCUGCAGUUUGCCAUUUACAAAGUUGAAUAAGGCGUUUUUGUUGGUACCCAACUAGUAUCAGUUUAGGUUUCAAGGGGUUGGGCCCUUUGGAACUUGUUCCGACAGUUUUGCUUGAAGUAACAAACAAAUGGUUUUGUGUACAGUUUCAACAACAAAAGUGGAAUCUUUGCAUGUAGCCAUUAUUUCUGAAUUUCUUCAUUGCAAUGAUACCGUAGAUGGUUGUUUGGCUGUUUUAACUAAAUGGUGUUUCAACACACGUGUAAGAUCUCUGUCCACCAUGUUGUUUAUUCAAAGUAAACUAGUUAUUGGAUGGAAUGAACCAACGAUACUGCCUUUGGAGGGGGUUUCCAUAGUUUUAAAAACACGUUUGGUUUUCAUAAAACAAACAAUAAAAGUAGUUAUCAUUUGAAAGUGUUACAACAAAUACACAGUUUGUGAAAUGUAUAUAAAACCAAAACUUAAGUCUUUAACCAACAAAAACGCCUUAAUUCACUAUUAAACAGACCACCCACCAUUGGCUUACAGAAGACUGCUUUAUUGAUAUUGGUUGUAAAUAACAAUUUUCGCACAUGUUAGGACUAAAUAGAUUCUGGUGUUAGAUUCUGAAAAAUUUGUCUAUGCAAUUAAUACUGGCAUUUCCAUUUACAAACUGUGAAAAUAUAUUGAUAUAUACUAUGUCUUCCGCUGGUAAUGAGGUCACCUACUUAUAUAACUGCUAUACAAGAAUCAUGGCUUUGCUUAGAAAAUCUCCAUCUAUAAUGAAUUGAUUCCGAAGGUGUGAUAUAAAGAUAAAUAUAC